AUGGUGAACUUCAACAUGAACACGAUGACUUCAUUUUCUCAUAUGUUAGGAUCUUCUACGAAGAUUCCUAUGUUGAUUCCAGAGUACUAUGAUCAUUGGGCUAAUCGAAUGGAGGAUUACCUGAAUGGAUUGGACGAGGAACUCUGGAGUUGCAUUUCAGGAACUGCUCAACCUCCAUCGAAUGUUCAAUACAUUGGAUCAUCAGGAUCAACACCUGCUGUUACUGAACAAUCUUCGAUAUUGAAGAACAACGAAAAACGUUGUAUGAGAGAAUUGAGAGGUGCCUUACCACCUGUUGUUUACAAUUAUGUUCGUGUUUGUAAAACUGCAAAUGAUAUUUGUAACACUCUUAAAGAAAAAUUUCAGGGGAGUGAGAAAACAAAGAUCAAUUCAGUCAAGCAAUGCUUCGUUGAGUUGAAGGAAUUCAAGCAGAAAGAUAAUGAAACAAUUGAAAGCUACUAUGAUCGCUUGAAUGAACUUAUCUACAAGUGUAAUCGCUUUGGGAUUACAAGGUCGACAAUGGAGUUCAACCUUACUUUCAUCGUGGGACUUCGAGAAGAAUGGAGAAGUGUUACUUUGAUGGUCAAAACACAAUCAAGUUUUGAUACUUCGUCUUUAAAUAAAUUGUACAAUCUUCUAAAAACCCAUGAAGGAGAGGUGAAUGAGAUGGCAGAAGAGUCAAAACUAAUCUUGGGAGGUCCUUUGGCACUAGUUUCGAAAGUUACCGAGAAAGAGUCGAUUGAAAAAGAUAAUUCAUAUGAAGAAGGAUUUCUUAUGAAUUUAGAUAAUGAGGCGGUUGCUUUUUACUCAAAAAAUCGAGUGAAGAAGUUUUUCAAGAAACCGUUCAAUCCAAAGAUGAAACAAGGUGAUGCUAAAGGAAGUUUCGUUAAUAAGUCAGCUGGUGAGGAGAAGAAAAAGUUUGAGAAAAAUGAAGCAAAGACUGAUGAAUCCAAAGCUGAGACGAAAAUUAAAGGAGAUUCGGGAAUUGAUUGCCACUACUGCCAUGGAGUUAAUCGUAUGGCGAGUGAUUGUAUGCUUCGUAAGAAAGACGUAAAGAAGAAUAAAGUGAAGGACAAAGAUUACUAUGAGGAGCGUUUGGAAGAGGUUCGUGCUAAAGCUAAAGGAAUGUCUUUGGUUGCACGAGGCGAAGGGGAGGAUGAUGGAACUUAUCAAAUCUGGUCAUCUAGAUAA
Lactuca sativa (garden lettuce) is the source of this 1191-nucleotide messenger RNA. Lineage: Eukaryota; Viridiplantae; Streptophyta; Magnoliopsida; Asterales; Asteraceae. The record is from RefSeq and is a predicted model, not a curated record.